AUGAAUAUGAAAGAUCUCAUUCUCAAGCUACGAGUGGAAGAGGAUCAUAGGAAUGGUGACAAAAAUGAUGUGUCUACCUUAGAAGCCAAUGCCAAUAUCGUUGAGGGAAAAGCCUUCAAACCAAAGGGUCAAUCCAAGAAGAAUAAGGGCAAGAAUUUUAACAAGCAAGAUGCUGCCCUUGCACUAAAGGCAAAGGAUUUCAAGAAGAUUAAGGGCUUUUGCUGGGUUUGUGGAAAACUAGGCCAUAAAUCACAAGAAUGCUGCCACCGAAUGGACCAUAAUCCUACCAAUAAAGGCAACAAUCAUAGGCCAAACAACUAG
This is a messenger RNA of Prunus armeniaca (apricot), 321 nucleotides long. NCBI's taxonomy places the organism in Eukaryota, Viridiplantae, Streptophyta, Magnoliopsida, Rosales, Rosaceae. The record is from the annotation of a GenBank genome assembly.